GUGAAACAUCUUAUGUUUGUGCUGCACCUGCUAACGAUUGUUCCAGUAUUGCACCCAGAAGUAUCCCAAGAAUACCCAGUAUACCCAGUGGUGGCAGCCCCCGGAAGUAACAUCACCCUCAGCUGUUUUUUUCCACGCAGUGAAACUGACCUACUCUUCAAUCUAAUAGUGGUCUGGGUGCAUGGUGAUGACAUGGUGCAGUCAGCUGUCAGUCAGCUGUCCCCAGACCAGCUGGCUGUAGGCGAUGCCUCACUCAGGCUAACGGGGGUGCGAGCGAGCGACCACGGCAUGUACACGUGCGAUGUGGCCAAUGAGCAGGGCAGGAGCAAGAAGCAGAUUUUUCUCGCAGUAGCAGCUGCAUAUAGGGAACCUGAGCUUGCCAGCCAGACCACCUGCGACAGCAUCAUCCUCACCUUCCUCUCCACCCUGGGCUUCCCUCAGCCCACUGUGCUGUGGAGAACCAAGACAGGAAGUGACAUCACCAACCGGAGCAACACCACUAUGGUCCUGAAAGAAGGGGGAAAACAUUAUGAGGUGGUGAGCGAGAUGGUGCUGAAGCAGAGUGACCCACACAAUUGGACGGUCACAUUUGAGAUGAGGCUGGAGCUCCUCAACCAGAGCUUCUCCCGCUCUGUCAGCCUCCGCCCACUCCCAGAUUGCUGUGGGACGUCAGUGGAACCCAGGAACAGACUGUUUCUGCUUGUACCACUAUUAGCUAUAUCAUUAGUGGUACUGGCUUGCUUAACCAUUGUUGUCUUCUGGUACAAGAACAGCCUGUCACAUGCACCUGACGUUCCCCUUGGAACAGAACCGGUUGCAGAGGAAGAAGAAAGCUUGUGAAGGCAAAGCAGGCGUUUGUCUCAAAUGAACCCCUGCGUCUGCUCCAAGACCGGUCUCCUGCCCCUGCCCCGUGUCUGCUCCAAGACGCGUCUCCUGCAAGGGCGGUUCUAAAGGGGUGGCCGGGGUGGCACCCCUUGUAAAGUUUGAGUUUGUUCUGUCUGUGUUAGUGUUUAUUAUUGUUUAUUCUUGUUACUUAUUGAGUAGUUAUUCAUAUUUAUGCACCUCUGGUUAUUGUUUCCCAUUAAAGUUAUUGCAUUCAUGAUCCCCUGUUAAUCCCCUGUCUGCCUGCUUCCCUAUUCGGGUGGUUUCGGUAGUUUUGAACCUUUCUUCCAGCCUCGCAUUCCUUACUUCUGGCUUCUCUCGAUAGUAAGAAUAGUGCUUUACAGCAUUUAACUAUCUCCUACUAAUUUAGACACUGUACAGUUGUUUGUUUGUUUAUUUUAAAAAAAUAAAAAAAGGCCCUGGUCCUUA
Conger conger (European conger) is the source of this 1311-nucleotide messenger RNA. RefSeq names its product CD276 antigen-like. The record is from RefSeq and is a predicted model, not a curated record. Lineage: Eukaryota; Metazoa; Chordata; Actinopteri; Anguilliformes; Congridae. The coding region runs from base 13 to 840 and encodes 275 amino acids. The transcript is spliced from 5 exons.